Molecule: messenger RNA, 1560 nt
Organism: Alternaria arborescens
Lineage: Eukaryota; Fungi; Ascomycota; Dothideomycetes; Pleosporales; Pleosporaceae
Exons: 2
Coding region: 1-1560 (519 amino acids)
Biological process (GO): late endosome to vacuole transport via multivesicular body sorting pathway; vesicle budding from membrane
Cellular component (GO): ESCRT III complex; multivesicular body; cytoplasmic side of plasma membrane
Source: RefSeq, a predicted model, not a curated record
AUGCUCAAACGCAAGCCAUCUCGCGACCUGGCCAGCGGCCCCCACGUCUCCAUCUUUAGCGACGACCCCACGCUUAGUCGUCAUAAGCGGAAGCGUUCGCUCUUCCGUUCCAAACACAGCCGGGCGCAGUGGGUACCCGAACCAGAGCGCGACAUGAGUGAACUGCUAGAAUUCGUCUUGCAGCACGAAGAGGCCUUUAGGAACCAGUACCGCCUCGCAUCGCUCUAUGCAGACUUUCGGCAACAGCUCGAGAUCAACCCCGAGGGCUACCAUGCGAACAUUGCCGCAUGGACAAAGGCGCUUGUCGACGCCUCGCGAGCGGGUGUCGUUCCCAGACAGGGUACCACACACGAUCUCCUAAGCAUACGAGCCGCCGACGAGCUCGCGCGAGCCCUGCAACACCCGCAACAUGGCAAGCCCACCUGUCUGCCGGCCGUGUUCCAUGAGGCAGUCCAGAAGAAGGAGAUGGUACCCCUGAAGGACUUCUUGACAGCGAAAGAAAGCAUAUACAAGACAUCGUGGAUACCAUCACCAUGGAAGGUGCUCCAGUGGAGUCUGCGGCAGGUUGGCGUUUUGGGGCAGGUACAAGCGCCAGCCAAGAUGGAGGUUGGAAACUUUGUGGUCGUCAAGAAUGUGGAGGUUGCUGCAGACGAGAUACUGAAGAAGAUGAAGGAGCACACGUCUACGGCUGAUCGGGUGCUAUCAAAAACAGACUUCCUGAAACGUUUCGCGACUGUCCUCAAUCCAACUGCACCGCUUACGACAAACGAUGUGGACAUUGUCCUUACAUUCCUCGCUAGAGACAAGCAAGCGAUAUCUUACAACGAGCAGACGAUCAAGUUCAAGCCGGAGCACGAGGACGUGCCUCUGCCAGUUACGGAAGAGGAUGCCGCCAUCGCCAAUCUCCGCGACACACUAGCAAAUAUCAACGCCCAGAUAUCGCCAAUUAUGGAGAAGAUUGCUCUGGCAGAUGCAGCGGCACGGGAGGCCGUGGUUGCGAAGCAGAUGGUCCGCGCCAAAGCUGCACUGCGCUCGAAGAAGCUUGCCGAGAACGCUCUCAAGCAGCGUUCCGAUGUUGCCCUCCAGCUCGAGCAAGUCUACACAGACCUACAACACGCAGCUGAUCAAGUCGAGAUCGUGGAGGCCAUGCGCGCUGGUGCUGCUGCGCUCAAGGGUCUCAACGAGAAGGUUGGCGGUGCAGAGGGCGUUCAAGGUGUUGUUGAUGCCGUCAACGAACAAAUGGCGACUACGGAAGAGAUUACGAACAUCAUCAACGAAACCGACCAGCCUCUCGACGAGGGCGAGAUUGACGAUGAAUUCGAAGCACUGGAGAGGGCGGAUCGCGAGAAGCGGGAAAAGGAAGAAGCCGAGAAAACUGCUGCGAGGCUGGCGGAACUGGAGGCAGUGGAGAAGAACCGCAAGGAGAGGGAGUCAGUCAAGACGGACGAGACAGAAGAACAAGUCGACGAGGCAUCUCAGAGCAUGGCAAGGAUGUCGUUCCACCAGCCAGAUGAUGAGAUGGAGGAUACUGAAGAGAAGCGCACAGCUGCUUAUGCCUAG